GGAUAGCAAUUAGCAUACAACUCCAACGAUGGUGAUUAUGUCUGCCUUGUUCAGCUUCAUAUUCCCACCACCAUCUUCUCUGGUGGUUUCGGGGAUGUCAGUGAUAAGCCUUGUGUCACUGGCUAAUGCUGGCUUCUCAGAGAUUAGAGGGAAGCAUUUGAACUAUUCAAAGUUUUGGAAUGCUAAUCCCUCUGCAGAAAAGCAGGUCAAGUUGUCUAGCAAAGCUGGCAUGCUUUUGCUGUACACUCCUGCUUUUCUUGCUGGCCUUGCAUCCUUCUGGAUCUUUCCUCAUCAAGGCCUCAGAUCCACCCUCCUUCAGUCUGCAGUUACCCUGCAUUUCUUCAAGAGGGUCUUUGAGGUUGUGUUUAUUCACAAAUAUAGUGGUGCCAUGCUUCUUGAUUCUGCAAUCCCCAUCACUCUGAGUUAUUUCCUAUCAACUGCAACUAUGAUCUAUGCUCAACACUUAACACAAGGGCUUCCAGAACCACCAAUCGAUCUGUUGUAUCCUGGCAUUGUUUUGUUUGUGGUGGGCAUCAUUGGCAACUUCUACCACCACUACCUUCUAUCCAACUUAAGGGGAAAGGGUGAAAAGGAGUACAAGAUUCCAAAGGGUGGCAUGUUUGAGCUUGUCAUAUGUCCCCACUACCUGUUUGAGAUUAUUGAGUUUUAUGGGUUCUCCUUCAUUUCGCAGACGCUAUAUGCAUUCUCUUUCACCGUAGGCACUACUUUAUACUUGCUAGGUAGGAGUUAUUCAACUAGGAAAUGGUAUCUUUCUAAGUUUGAAGAUUUCCCUGAGCAUGUUAAGGCUAUCAUCCCAUUUGUCUUCUAGAAAUGUUGGAAGGAAUAACUAAUUUUACUUUCAUUUCUCAGACGCUAUAUGCAUUAUCUUUCACUGUAGGCGCUACUUUGUACUUGCUAUGUAGGAGUGAUUCGACUAGGAAAUGGUAUCUUUCUAGGUUUGAAGAUUUCCCUAAGGAUGUAAAGGCUAUCAUCCCAUUUGUCUUCUAAAUGUUAGAAUGGAACAACUAAUUCUUCUUGAGUUAUACAUGUGCUAGAUUGUGUUUUUUGGAA
Glycine soja is the source of this 1071-nucleotide messenger RNA. RefSeq names its product very-long-chain enoyl-CoA reductase-like. The transcript is spliced from 2 exons. Lineage: Eukaryota; Viridiplantae; Streptophyta; Magnoliopsida; Fabales; Fabaceae. Bases 29 to 829 code for a protein of 266 amino acids. Gene Ontology annotation, molecular function: oxidoreductase activity, acting on the CH-CH group of donors. Gene Ontology annotation, biological process: lipid metabolic process. The record is from RefSeq and is a predicted model, not a curated record.